Messenger RNA from Cucumis sativus (cucumber), 2291 nucleotides. RefSeq names its product pentatricopeptide repeat-containing protein At2g15980. The transcript is spliced from 3 exons. NCBI's taxonomy places the organism in Eukaryota, Viridiplantae, Streptophyta, Magnoliopsida, Cucurbitales, Cucurbitaceae. The record is from RefSeq and is a predicted model, not a curated record. The coding region runs from base 134 to 1633 and encodes 499 amino acids. Gene Ontology annotation, molecular function: protein binding.
CUCCAAAUAGGAUUGUAAAACAAACAUUAAAAGAAAAUAAAUGUUCUCUCGACUCGAUUCAACUCUAGCACUACACGAAACUUAAUUACUCAAAAUAUGAAUAUAAGAAAGUCUCUCCUUCUUGCAAAGUUUAAUGUCCGGUCCGUUGCUUAAACGAACCCUCCGCCCGAUCGGAAACUCCACCGUUCACCUCCAAUUUUCCUCUUCCUUUUCCUCAUCCUCACCGCCCACCGACCCUUCGCCGUCGACGAAACCCUCAAUCUCCACUGUCGUUUCAGUUCUCACUCACCAACGCUCAAAAUCCCGCUGGCGAUUCCUCAACUCCCUCUGUCCCAACGGCUUCGAUCCCGGCGAGUUUUCCGAUAUCCUUCUCCAAAUCAAGAACAAUCCUCAUCUCGCCCUCCGUUUCUUCCUCUGGACUCAGAACAAAUCCCUCUGCAAUCACAAUCUCAUUUCUUACUCGACCCUCAUUCACAUCCUUGCUCGCGGUCGACUCAGAACUCACGCCAAGGAUGUUAUUCAAACUGCCAUUAGGGCUGCGCAGCUCGAAGAUAGCGAUAAUUAUUCUAAAACUGAGCGGUUCUCUCCUUCGAGGCCUUUGAAGCUUUUUGAAACCCUCGUCAAGACGUAUAAACGGUGUGGCUCUGCCCCAUUUGUGUUUGAUUUAUUGAUUAAAGCUCUUCUGGAUUCUAAAAAGCUCGAUUCAUCCAUUGAAAUUGUUAGAAUGUUACGGUCUCGUGGGAUUAGCCCACAAGUUAGUACGUUGAAUUCGUUGAUUUUGUUGGUGUCAAAAUGCCAGGGGGCUAAUGUAGCUUAUGCAAUUUUUAGAGAGGUUUUUGGUUUAGAUUGUGAAAUUGAGGAAGAACAUGUGAAAUUGAAGGGUAGAGUCAGUCCUAAUGUUCAUACUUUUAACACAUUAAUGGACUGUUUUUAUCGAGAUGGGUUUGCAGGGAGGGUGAAGGAGAUUUGGGAUCAAUUAGCAGAUUCAAAUUCGACUCCAAACAGCUAUAGUUAUAGUAUUCUAAUGACAGUUUUAUGUGAAGAGAAAAGAACGGGAGAAGCAGAGGAAUUGUGGGAAGAAAUGAAAAUGAAGAAGUUGGAGCCUGAUGUUGUAGCUUACAAUACUAUAAUUGGAGGAUUUUGUAAAGCAGGACAUACUCAUAGAGCUGAAGAGUUCUAUAGAGAAAUGGAACUCAGUGGAAUAGAGAGUACUUUCUCCACCCUUGAACAUCUCAUCAAUGGCUAUUGUGAUACUGGAGAUGUUGAUUCUGCAUUACUUGUGUAUAAGGAUAUGCGUAGGAAACAGUUUAGUCUCAACGCAUCGACGCUUGAAGGACUUAUUAGAAUGUUGUGUGCUGAGAGAAGGCUUUUAGAAGCUUUAGAUGUUUUUGGUUUUGCCAUUGAAUACUCUAGCUUUUGUCCUACAAUGGAAACUUUUGAAAUUCUGAUAAAUGAGUUGUGUCAAGAAGGGAAAAUUGAAGGUGCAUUUAAGCUUCAAGCGCAGAUGGUAGGGAGAGGUUUUAAGCCAAAUUUGAAGAUUUAUCAAUCAUUUAUCGAUGCUUACACGAAAGAAGGAAAUGCAGAAAUGGUUGAGAAAUUGUGGAAGGAAAUGCAUGAAAUCCAGCUGAGUUGAGAAGGGAAUUGUAUUGCAUUGUAUCUCGCCAUCUCCAAUGCAGCUGAUCCGGAAGAAGUUUCUAUUGGCAAGAGAGGGAAGAAGACGAACUUAGCUCCUACGAAGUUGUAACAUAGUGGAGGCCUAAACCUAGGUUCCUUUCAUUCUUCUAGGGAUAGGACAUAUAAAAGGUUGGAUCAUAGUGGGAAUCAAAUGAGAGCUUGCAAAGUGUAGACGCUAUGGAGGACAAGAAGGCCGAUGCGAGCUAGUUGGACCAUGUGUGGUCUAGUUGCCUCACACUCUCUUCAAUGGUGCCUCACUUGGAUCUGUUUGCAACUCAUUUAGUGUCCCUCAUCUGGGCUUUCCUCAUAGGUCCAAAAUUGUUCCUGCCAAACCAAACAAAUUUAUUCUUUAAAGCAAUUGAAAAUCUGUGAGGGUAUUAUUAGUUUAUGACAUUUUUUUUUCUUGUAAAUAUUUUGAUUUUGAAAAGUAUUUAAAUUGAAAGGUAGGUAGAGAGGAGAGAGAGAUUGGUGGUUGAUAAUUGUAAGAAAGGGAAGCAAGUGUACUUAGAUUCCAACAUUUAUUUGCUUUGUACCAAAAAUUCUCAAUACUUGGAUCACUUGUGUGAAUUGUUCUUUCAUGUGUUCCUUUCAAAAUGAAAAACAAAAAGUAGCUUCAA